Caenorhabditis angaria is the source of this 7435-nucleotide messenger RNA. The record is from the annotation of a GenBank genome assembly. Lineage: Eukaryota; Metazoa; Nematoda; Chromadorea; Rhabditida; Rhabditidae.
AUGAGCCUCCACAGACAUCGUCGAAUGUUACCAGAGACUCCCGAAAUGUCUCCAGUUAUAAUAGCUCGUCGAUGUCAUCAAAGAGUUCACGAGGUGCGAAGUUUCGAUCCGAAUUUGAUACAAAAUCGAGCUGCUAAUUAUACGUAAGUUCUAUUUUUGCUUUUUCCCGAAAUCCAAAAUCCAAAAUCUAGAAUUGGCUAAAUUUCUAGAUUGAACCAAUUAUUUUCUUUCGUUUUUCUCUCUGUUUAUUUAUUUUGACAUUUCAAGUUUUUUUCCCGAUUACACACUAGAGAAUAGUUUUUCGCUUUCAAGUUUUGUUUGUUCAACUUUUCCAGUCUGAAAGGAAAUUGAAAAAUUUAGUUAAAGUUCAUUUGAUAUAUGAAAAAUAAUUUGGUAAUUUUUUAGGCACCUGAAUUUAAAGUAAUUUUUUUGAAAUUUAAAAAUUCUCUAUUUAACAUGAGCAAUGCUUGAGAGAAUUUACAGUAAGCUUUGAAAGAUUUGAAAAAAACAGUUUUUAAUCAAAAUUUCUUUCUUUCUUGAGUUUAAGAUCUUCCCUGGUUUAAAUUUUUUUAAUUUACAAAUUUGAAAAAAAAAUUUCUCUUGUCAAUUCUAACAUGAGCAAUGCCUGAGAGAAUCUACAGUAAUCCUUGAGAAAUCUGAAAUUUCAGAAUUUAAGAAAAUACGUGGUUUAUUUUUGUCUAGAAAAAAUGAGGAUCACUAACUUGAGCAAUCAAAGUUUUUUUUUCAAAAAUUAGAAUUUUCUGAUUUCAAAAUUAUUCAUUUUUUGUUCAGAAAAAAUGAGAUGAUUAUGAAUCUGAGCAAUGCUUGAAAAAAAAACAAUUUUUAAAAUGAUCCAAGAAAUUUUUCAUUCAAAAAAUAGACUAUUUUUGCGUUUAAUAGGUAUCUUAACAUGAGCAAUCAAAGUUUUUUUUUCAAAAAUUAGAAUUAUCUGAUCUUUAAUAAUAAUAAGUUUAUUUACAUGAAAUCAAAAUCAAACUCGUAAUGUGGACCGGUAAAUAUGAAAUUAUAUCUUGUUUUCCACAAUCCUUUCUUCAUUCUCAAAAAACUUUAAGUAAAAUCGAAAGUUCAUCCGAACUCCUCCUUCAUUCCUGAUCUUUUUUAUGAGUGUUUACCAAUGUUCACAAUUUCCUGUGAUAACAAAUGUUAAGUACUUCAGUUUUUGAGCGCCAAAAAUCCAAGAUUUUUUCGUAUCAUCAUCAUUUAGAGCAAAGAAAAAAUGAAAAUAAAUAUACAUUUUUUUCAUUUCCCACAUGUUUUUUUUUUGUUCUCCUUUGAAAGUGGAAACCUUUUCGGUUCCUUUUCGUAUAUUAUCUCUUUAUUUCUUCUCAAAAAGUGUUCGUAGUUCAUAACAAUAUCUCAUUUUUCAUCGCUUUACUAUUACACCAGCUGACCAGAUGUAUAAAUCUCCUACGUUUUCAUGAUAUCUCGCUGUGUAGAUAAUUUGCUUUUCGGUAAAAAUAGGCGGAACUUUUUUUUUGAAAGUAUGUUUCGAACUUUCUUUUUCAUUUUUGUUCGAAAUACUAGCUCAGAAAAAAUAGUAUAGCAGAUUGAGGGACUUAGAUACUGUUUGAGUUUUCAUCCACGCGAAAUGUCAAGGAGCUACAGAAAAAAAAGAAGAGCGAGAGAGAGUUGAUCUUGUUGGAUAGGCUCACAUGUUUUUUGCGCACAGUCCAUCGUUUUCUUGGUUUUGGAAUUUUUUUUGGGAUUUUUCUUGUGCACUUUUGUUAUUUGUAGUUAGCUAUUUUUUAUUUCAUGGAAUUUUUUGGGUUCUAAAUAUUUUUUAUCUCCGGAAAAAUCUUGAAAUUUGGAAACCUUUUUUCAAAAAUUUUCUAGAUUUUGUGGAUCCAAUUUUUCAGAAUCUGAAAAAUUCGCUAGAAUCACAAUUUUUGAGAAAAUUUCAAAAAUUACUAUUUCCUCAACUUUGAAUUACUGUAGAAGUCGAUCAUAUUCUAGAACAGGAAAAUUAUAUUUUUGAUCCUUCAUUUAAGAUUUUGAAUUUUUUUACAAAUUUUUUUUGAGUUUUGAAAAUAUUUUGUUAGGUUAGGUAGAUCAUAAGGUUUUUUAGAUUCUGAAAAAUUGAAUUGAUGAGAUUUUGAUAUUCAUCAUUCAGAGUUCUGUAGAUCACAAUUUUGAAUUAAAAUUUUUACUGUACUUUUUUCCUACUGUAGAUGUCACUCAUUUUCAAGAAUAUAAAAUUUUUUUGGAUUUAUGAACAAUUUUGAAUUUUUCACAAAACAUUUUAAAUUUUGAAAAUUCUGAACUGUAGAUUGUCAUUUCAACUGAAAAUCCGAAACAAUUUUUUGAAAAAUUAUUCCUUCAGCCAAAUUUUCAGCAAAACCUCUCAGCUCAUUAAAAUUUGCUAAUUAAAACUUUUUUGAAAUUUUUUGAAUCUGAGCUUGCGAUAAAUUCAAUAUUUUUUGAAAUUGUCUAAUUUUCCCAAUUUCAGUGAAUUUUUCCAUCCAUUUAAAAAUCCUGUGGAAAAAUUUUUCAAGAAAAAAUCCAGGAUUUGUUAUGUUUCAAAAAUUUGAUAUGAAAAAAAUGGAGAAAUUGGAGGCUAAUACUAAAAAGAACUAUAAACAAAAAAUAUAUGUGUUUUUCAAUUUUGCAAAUGACUCAUCUUUCUUUUUGUUUUAUCUGUUUAGUCCACUUCGCUCUAUCCAAACAUAAAUAAAUAUUUCUUUUUGGGCGGUUCAAGGCGCCAAUUAGUCGAUCGAAAAUAUCAAUUUGAGUGGUGUGGGUGUAAAGUAUUUAAAAAUCUUCAAUUUCUUACUCAUCUUAUUCAUUUCCCCCCAUUUUCUUUCUUUCUCCCAAGGCAGUUCCAUUUUAUUUUAUUUAUGUUUUUCCUUCCAUUAAACUCUGCAUAUAUUUAUUUAUUUAUUCACUUUUAUUGGCUGAUUAAAUGAGAAACGAAAGAAAGAAAAGAAUAUAUUUUAUUUUUUCUAAAAAAGAUUCAUAAAUAUUCCCUUUUGUGUCUGUGAAAUUUAUGAAAUUCUGGAAAAAAAAGUAUGCUUUGUUCGGUUUGUUCAGCUGGUAUUUUUUAUUUUUAAUUUUCACACGGCCAGCAAAAAUAUUUGAAAAAUCCUAGGUCUUUAAAAACCGAAGCCUAAGAAGCCUAAGCCUAAGAAGCCAAAGCCUAAAACGUUCCAAUUUUCAAAAAAAUUUAAAUCCAGUUUCCACCGCCACGCAAGCAAGUUUGCUCUAUCGCACACAUUUUUUUUCGAAGAAAUUAUUUGGUUUUCUAGGCCAUAUCAUUACUCUUCCAAGGUUUUGAAGAAUAAAUAAAUAAUUUAUGAACUCCGAGAGAAGUACACACAGAUAAAUUAUGUGUGCGAUGGAGCGAACUUGAUUGCUUUGUGAUAAACCUCAAGUUUUUCCCCCGAAGAAACAUAAUUAUUCCCUGUUUUUGCAAAAAAGAGAAAAUUACAGGAAGUUUCUAGAUACCUAUGGCAAAAAAAAAAGAUUUUCUUCUCGCAAUAUUCAUUCUCAUUUUUCAUUUUCGCUCUCUUCUUCUUCCAUCUUCCACCAUCCACCAAAUGGUGAAAGAAGAAAGAGAAGAAUAUGAAUAGGCGGCGAAAUAGUGUUGAAAUAUGAGAGAGUUUUGAGAAAAUGACCAGUGGCGCAAGCAAAAAAAGAGCCCUUCCCGAUUUUAAACAAAACUACUACUAUUCAACAUUUGUUUUUAUUUUUUUAGUGGCUUUUUUUGCUGUUGCAAAUAAUAUGACGCGUUUUUCUUACGAAGGAACUUAAUAACGUUAGGUUUUGAACUUUUAAUGCCAUUUGGUAGAGAUUUGCCAUAAGUGAAGUAGUUUAGCGCCCUUGCUUCAUAUGUCAAACAUUUACUGUAGCAGGAAAAAAGGCUAGGUGGCCGAAUGGUUAGCGCUUUUGCUCCAUAAUUUUUAGGUGAGGAGUUCGAUUCCUCUCCGAGGCAAACUUUUUUUUUAAAUUAAAAAAAAAAAUAAAAACACCUCCCAACUCCACAGUAGUCUUGUUUCGAUCUUUAAAAAAGUAUAUCAAAUUUUGUCUGAAAAUAAGUCGGCCUAUAAAAAAGACCAAAUGCAAUUUGAUAUGUUCCGAAAGGAAAUAAACUCAAUUUUCUUUGACAAAAUUUCAAUAAUUUUUAUUUGCAUUGAGUGCUUUUAGUUUUUUUUUCUUCUUAAAAUACCAACCUUUUUUUAUUAGUUGAUUUUUUUGCGAAAAAAACAACAAAAAAAACAACAACAGUUGUUUGACGAAUCAAAAAUCUUUUUUAUUUAUUUUUUUGCAGAAGUAGUACACAAAACGUGCUGAAAAUCGGAGAAGACUUCAAUUUAGAAGAAAUGCGGCAACAACCUUUGAGAUCGCAAAGUUUUAAACAUCGCGCGAAACCGCAAGUUGAGGUUAGUUUUGUUAUUUUUCUGAUCUGCAGAAAAAUAUUAAGUGCUUGAGUAAAUAUAAUUUGAUAGUUAGGGAAACUCGAUAAUGUAUAUACUAUGGUUUAGUUAAGCUAAGUUAUUCAAAAAAAUUAUCAAAUAAAAUUUUCUUGGAAAAUAUAUUUGAGAAAAAAUUUUGGUGAAUUUUUCAAUUAAAAAAACACAAAAUAAAAAAUACGUGGAAUUUUUUCGAAAAAAAACCAGGAUUUUUUAUGUUUCAAAAAUUUGGUAUGAGAAAAUUCAGAAAUUGAACGCUAAUCAGAAAACUCUUCUCGGUGAAAAUUAAUUAGUAAGAUGUUUUCACUGCGAAGAUGUUUACCCUUGAAAAAUUUAGAUAUGGCCUAGAAAACCAAAGAUUUCCUCUUCCACGGCUCGAAUAAUUCAAUUUCAAAUUUUUCGAGAAUUCAUCUGACUCAGAGAUUCGCUGGCCAGCUCGCCACUAGAUCAGGACCAGGUGGCCGGAAAGUUCAAAACGAGCUGAAUUUGACUCGGCCACCAGGUCGCCUUGACUUUUCCGGCCACGUGGCCUGUGUGUUUGACAUCCUGGAAAGCCAGCAAGACGGUGGUUUGUACUCAAAAUAGUGCAUUUUUUACUGUUUUUUUCACUUCCUAAGGUUUCUAGUACUCCGAAAAAACAGAAAAUGAGCCAAUUUCUUCUAGAAUGCUCGGAUUCACAAGUUUUUUGGACUUUUUUCUCUUAAGCGAGACGAUCUGGGCGCGAGGUCGAGUCGAGCUGGACAACCUGGGCGAGGUGGUCUGCAUGAACUGAACCACCUCGCGACCAGGUCGUCUGGCAAAAAAUACGGGCGAUGUGGUUGUCCGUGUCAAUUUCAGAUGGGCAGUCGACCCCACCUAGUGACCAGCUGGCCAGCGAAUCUCUGAGGACUUGAAAUCAGGCCAGAUAGCCAUAAGUUCGUAAAUUACUAACUAAAAUAUCUAGAUGAACUUUCUCAAAAUUCAAUCUCACGAUCUUUUUCAGUGUUUUCCUCUGACAAAUCUCGAAUAUUUUUUAAAACCAUUGAAACAAGUGGGUCAAACAAGGACCAUCACAUGAUGAAAUCAUUUCAACACUCGAAAAAAACCCCAGAAGAACGAAUCAAAUUGUUUUUCAGAUUCGUCGAAUGGCAGUUGAUGAUGUUGGAACAACAACAGCUCCAAAUGAGAGGCGUCGAUCAACACCAACAGUUUCGCGAAGACCAAGUUUGUCAAGGUAAGCGAUGGCAUAUGUUUGUCAGAUGUGUUGGAAGAAUUAGUUUAUAAAAUUUAUUACAUGUGUUGAAUGAAUGUGUUGUGUUUACCAAAAACGAAACGAAAUGAAGAAGGCGGGUUCCAGAUAAAGCAAACAAAUGCCAGAUGUGUGCAAAAAUCUUGGAAUUUUCUUAUUCUCAUUUUGUUUCAGACAACGAAUCAUGGAGCCAAGAACUGAUGUGUGGCCAGAAGCAAAGUCGAAUAAUGUUGUGGAGGAGAGAUUUUUGAAGUUGCCCGAUUCGGAUGAUUAUACAAGGUGAGAUUGAAUUGGGAAUUCAAAUCUAUUGAUUUCUAGGGGCGUCUACUUGGCAUAGACGCUCUCAAGGGACGACUUCUUGUCAGCGUCGAUCUCUAGGCGCCGCUUCCAGAAACUUAGGUUCCUUAGAGGUGGCUACUAGAGAACUAGGAUAUCUAGAUCUUCUCAAGAUAAAAGUUUUACCCUAGACCAUGAAAUUGGAGAAAAUCUGAAUUUCUUCCCCCAAAAACUCGCUAAUUUCCAGAGUUCGUCAAUUCAAAAUCGAUGAAAAAGGCGCAGUUGUGUCACGUGGCGAUAGUUUCCGACGAAAACGUACCACCACCAACAAAUCCGACAAAUCACCAUCGCCAUUCCCCGUCUCUGUCUCAACCGAUUCAGCAAGAGGUUCACGAAGUGAAUCCGAAGCCAGUGAUCCACUCGCUGAUGAUAUCUCGAAACUAACUGUCAAUGAUUUGCCCAACACUUCGAAUAGUCAUAAAACGUAUAAAAUAUUUGUUAUCGGCGAUACUGGAACCGGCAAAAGUUCGCUUAUUUCUCAACUUAUCACGUCGGAGUAUAAAAAUGCGUUUGCUGAUGAAAUUCGUAAGUUUUUAUAUGGAAUUUUGAAAAUGUUCACAAAAAUUGAAAAAAAGAUUUUUUAAAGAGCAAAAAUAAAUCCCCUGAUUUUGCAGAAGAUUAUGAGAACACCGUAUCAAUUUGUAUUGGAGGAGUUGAAUGUGAUUUGGUAUUCUUCGAAAGUGAUUUAGCUGAUGAUCAUUGGUUGACAAAUGAAGUGCACGCAUUUGUUGUUGUUUAUAGUAUUGAUUCGAAAUCGAGUUGGAAAUUGGCACAUAAUGCGUUGGAAAUGAUUCGUGGAUCGAAUGAUUGUAAGAAUACACCAAUUAUUGUGGCUGGCAAUAAAAUUGAUUUGGAAAGGAAGAGAACUGUGACUAAACAAGGUGAGAAUAUUAUGGUUAGAGACUUGGCUGAGUAUCUAAUGUGAUUUGAGAAUAACACAGGAUCAAAAUUAGGCCACGUGGAACUUUGGAAAACGUUAAAUACGCAGUAAAAAUUCGAAAAUUUUUAGACUAAUUUUGCUGCGUAUUCGACUGAGUAUCUAUCGAUACCAAACAAGAUUCCUUUUUACAGAAGUUCGUAUUGCUAAGGCUUCCAUGGGUUUUGAAAAUUUCGAAAUCUCAGUUGCUCUCGAUCACGAUGUUGAUGAUCUUUUGAUCGGAUUAGUCGCAGAAAUUCAAGAAGCUUUUGCACCAGAAUCUAUUCUUCAAAAGGUAUUUGAAUCUUUUUCCAAAUUAUAUUUCAUUCAAAACCUUUCCAGCCUUCACCACGUCAUAACGUUGUCGAUGACUUCCAUAGUGCAAUUCGACGAUAUUCACAAAGAAAAAAGAAGGCAUUACCAAAUGAUAUGGAAGGUGGAAAAUGUUCGGUUCUCUCACCAACCAAUUUAUUCGCCAAAUUUCGAAAUUGGCGACGUGGAAGUUCGCCAAGGAUAGAAACUAACUAA